UCGUCUUGCUCCAGCUCCCACCAACGAGCUUCUUCCUAAGGCGAGUUCCAUCUUUCUUCUCUUCUCAGAGUUCAUCGUCCUUCACGAUGCCGCCAUUACCGUAUCUGCAUCUCAGAAGGUUUUUCAUUCGGUCUCUUUCAUCAUCUUCGUAUUUAUCUGCCUCGUCGUCCUCAAGUUCUUUGAAUGAAGCUUCGAAGAGCGUUGUUUUACGUCGAGAUUUGACCUCUGUUUUCCACCAUUUCCGUCGUCAAGGACCGGCAUUGGGGUGUUCUUAUCUAUCCCAACUCUCGCUUUCUCAUUCGUUCUUUUCCGAGUCCGGUGAGAAUGAUGUGGAUCAAUCAUCGCAGUCGCUUGCGGCCGAGCUUCUUAAAGACCCCGAUUUGGAUCCUCUUCCCAUUACGAAGCGCCUUCAGCUUAUCUUUUCGCAUGUUAAACCGAAUCCGGAGUUAGUUCUCAAUACGCUCAAUCUCUCCUCGGAAGCUGGUCGAACUGUGUUAGGGUUUAACGAGUGGUUAAUAUCGAAUCCUGAUUUUCAUCACACGGAUGAGACUAUAUCGUAUUUCGUUGAUUAUUUUGGUCGUAGAAAGGAUUUCAAUUCGAUUCACGAAGUUCUUGCGAAGGGUUCAGGGAUCAGUGGGGCUAAAACCCUGCGGUCGACUAUUGAUCGGUUCGCUCGUGCUGGACGACCCACAAAGUUGUUAUCAUUUUUCGAGACAAUGGAGAAGAAUUAUGGAUUUAAGAGGGAUAAAGAGUCGAUUAGGAUGGUGGUGGAGAAGCUUUGUGAAAACGGCUACGCGAGCCAUGCUGAGAAGAUGGUCAAAGACUUAGCGCACGAAUUUUUCCCAGACGAAGCAAUUUGCGAUGCUCUGAUCAAAGGAUGGUGCGUCGAUGAGAAAUUCGAUGAAGCGAAAAGGCUGGCAGGUGAGAUGUAUAGGGGAGGGUUUGAGUUAGGGACAACGGCCUACAAUGCUCUGCUUGAUUGUGUUUGCAAGCUUUGUAGGAAAAAAGAUCCAUUUAAGCUUCAAUCUGAGGCUGAGGAAAUUCUGGUGGAAAUGGAUUGUCGUGGGGUUCCAAGAAACGUGGAAACUUUCAAUGUACUGAUUAAUAAUCUGUGCAAGAUUAGGAAAACUACGGAUGCACUAAAUUUGUUUCAUCGAAUGGGGGAGUGGGGAUGUCAUCCUAACGCUGAAACGUUCCUUAUUUUGAUCAAAAGUUUGUAUCAAGCGGCCAGGACGGGAGAAGGGGAUGAAAUGAUUGACAGGAUGAGGUCUGCGGGAUAUGCUGAUGCACUUGAUAAGAAGGCUUAUUAUGAGUUUCUGAAGAUUUUGUGUGGGAUCGAGAGGAUUGAUCAUGCCCUGAUUGUUUUUGCGAAGAUGAAGAAGGAUGGGUGUGAGCCUGGCAUUAAGACAUAUGAUCUACUGAUGGGGAAACUCUGUGCCCAUAAUCGUCUGGACCGAGCAAAUUCACUCUUUAAUGAAGCUCAGAAACGGGGAGUUCCAGUCACUCCAAAAGCUUAUCAGGUUGAGCCAAGGUAUGCAAAGAAGCCAAAGGUAAAGAAGGUUGAGAAGAAGAGGGAGACGUUGCCAGAGAAAAUGGCAAGGAAGAGGAGACGACUGAAGCAAAUUCGAUUGAGUUUUGUCAAGAAGCCAAAAAGAACAAUGCGUAGAGCAUUUUGAUUAUGAUAAUAAUGUUUGUUCUGAAACUUGAUAAAUUCUUUUUCAUAAUGUCCUCUGUUUUCUUUUGCCUCCGCCCCUCCAACCCUUCAUUAUAUGAUCUGCAGAGAAAUAAGAGGUUUUUUCUUUGUCUUAGCCCUGAGCUGAAACAAUGCGGGGGCAAUGGCAGCUCUGACAUGCCAUGCCAUUAUGUUGGACAUUGGUGGAUCGAAGUUCCAGGUUUGUUUAGGAAAUUUUAACUUAAGAAGACUGUAUUGUUUUUAA
Molecule: messenger RNA, 1937 nt
Organism: Cucurbita moschata (crookneck pumpkin)
Lineage: Eukaryota; Viridiplantae; Streptophyta; Magnoliopsida; Cucurbitales; Cucurbitaceae
Product: pentatricopeptide repeat-containing protein PNM1, mitochondrial-like
Exons: 1
Coding region: 87-1676 (529 amino acids)
Molecular function (GO): protein binding
Source: RefSeq, a predicted model, not a curated record